Protopterus annectens (West African lungfish) is the source of this 1608-nucleotide messenger RNA. Its product is annotated as vomeronasal type-2 receptor 26-like. Gene Ontology annotation, molecular function: G protein-coupled receptor activity. Bases 1 to 1608 code for a protein of 535 amino acids. Lineage: Eukaryota; Metazoa; Chordata; Ceratodontiformes; Protopteridae. Gene Ontology annotation, cellular component: membrane. The record is from RefSeq and is a predicted model, not a curated record. Gene Ontology annotation, biological process: G protein-coupled receptor signaling pathway. The transcript has 6 exons.
AUGGAAAACAAAGAAACAGGCAGUAAAGCUAUUGGUAUGAUAGAAGAGUUAAUGAUUAAAAUUGUCCGUUUGAAAAAAAAAUAUGACAAGCAGCUGGCUGACGCACAGCAUGACGUAACUGUUGCUAGGGAGGAAGUAAACACAUUACGAGCUCAGUUAGAGACACAGAAAUCUAAGGCUGCUAGAGCAACAAACUUAGCUAAUCAAGAUCUUUUAAGAUUACAAGCCCUGUUAGAAAAAUAUCAAUCUAAAGCACUAAAUACUUCUGUUACCAGUCCUAUCAUAGCCUCAGGAGGUUUUUCUGCUGAAGUUUAUCAUCAGUCUAGAAUGUUAAAAACUCUCCCUAAGUGGGAGGAACAGAAGGGACAAGCAGACCAUUAUCAGUUGGCAUAUAUGCUAGUCAAUGGCAGUGAUGAAAAAGAUAAGAAAAAUGUCAAUUUUCAAAAAGCUGUUAUGCGCUCCUUUUUGGACUAUUUGAAAGGUGUCCCAGGAGAUAUCAAACUUAUUUAUGAGAAAUCUUCAAAGACACUCACAGAGUUAGUAGAUAAAUUACUGGGAAUUCCUCUUUCAGUUUGUAGUGAAAGCUGUACUAUGGGUUACAGAAAAGCCAUACAGCAAGGCCAGCCAUCCUGCUGUUUUGACUGUAUACCAUGUUCAGAGGGAGAAGUUUCAAAUGGAACAGGUAUGAAUGAUUGCAUAAAAUGUCUGGAAGACCAGUGGCCUAACAGCAGAAGAGACAGAUGUAUUAGGAAAACAGCGGAGUUUCUGGCAUAUGAAGACCCCUUAGGUUCAGCUUUGACUUCUGUAACCACUGUUUUACUUUUACUUAACUGCUUUGUUUGUAUAACUUUUGUUAAAUUUCGUCACACUCCUGUUGUGCGUGCAAACAACCGCCAGCUCAGCUACAUUCUUUUAUUUGCACUUAUGCUUUGCUUUUUAUGUUCUCUGGCAUUCAUUGGUCAGCCUAAGAAUGUGACCUGUAUGCUCCAGCAAGCAACAUUUGGAAUAAUUUUUACUCUUUGUGUCUCAUGUGUGCUAUCAAAAACAAUCAUGGUUGUUAUUGUUUUUAAGGCAACAAACCCACGCAGCAAUCUGAGGAAAUGGCUUGGAUACAAGCUGCCUUUAGGUAUUAUAUUUUUGGGGACACUCAUUCAGUUCAUGAUUUGCAUAAUUUGGUUGGCUUAUUUUCCACCAUCUCUGGAACAUAACAGGAAAUCAGUAACUGGAAAAAUCCUUAUUGAAUGCAAUGAUGGAUCAUUAUUUGCAUUCUGGUGUAUGCUGGGAUACAUUGGAUUUUUGGCUAGUUUUAGUCUUGUAGUAGCCUUUCUAGCAAGGAAGCUUCCUGAUGACUUCAAUGAAGCUAAAUACAUAUGUUUCAGUAUGCUUGUGUUUGUCAGUGUUUGGCUAUCCUUCAUCCCAGCAUACCUCAGUACAAAAGGAAAAUACAUGGUCGCUUUAGAGGUUUUUGCCAUCUUGUCCUCAAGUGCUGGUUUACAAGUUUGUAUCUUCCUUCCCAAGUGUUACAUUAUCAUUUUCCGACCAGACCUGAACACAAGAAAAGUAACUGCUAGCAAUACAACUGAGAGAGACUUAGAAAAAAAUAAUUAA